This is a messenger RNA of Penicillium mononematosum, 1779 nucleotides long. Its product is annotated as putative regulatory factor Sgt1. The record is from RefSeq and is a predicted model, not a curated record. The transcript has 4 exons. The coding region runs from base 1 to 1779 and encodes 592 amino acids. NCBI's taxonomy places the organism in Eukaryota, Fungi, Ascomycota, Eurotiomycetes, Eurotiales, Aspergillaceae. Gene Ontology annotation, cellular component: nucleus.
AUGAGGUCAUCCGUGAUCUUUGACAGCACAAGAUCAGCCAUGACUUCUGAGGAGGAUCUCGCGUGGUUUCAAUCAACCUUCCGUCCUAUCCCAAAACCGGAGCUCCCCGACGACGCUGUUGAAUACUCAGUUUAUCAUAUCCCGCCCUCCCCCACCCCCGCCGUUAUCGAUGAAGCUGCCGAGACCCGAGCACGACUACUUGAGGUGCAACGUACAGCUGCAGAUUUAACCAAAGAUUUGCUUAAAUAUUACAUCUGGCAGCGUGAGGCCUUCCGAUUAGAGAUUAUUAAAGAAGACGGAAUCACCUCACUACAGGGCCGCACCUCCUUCGGCGACUCUAUCGAAGAUGAAUGGGUCAUUGUGUACUUCCUCCGUGAGCUGACCAAGCGACACAAAGAUAUUUGGGUCAAAGUGGUGGACGGCGAUGGCGAGUUUCUUCUCAUUGAAGCCGCGGGAACACUCCCGGCAUGGAUAGAGCCAGAUGUCGCAGAUAAUAGGGUGUGGCUUCACCAAGGAGACCUCCGAAUCAUCAAGCCCAAGCAGGAGGCGAAAAAACAGGUUACCGAGAAAAUUUCACUUCCAGAGGCACGAAAGAUUAUCGAGAAUGAACCCGGUCGCCUUCUUCGCUCAACGAUAAUCCAAGAAGAGGCCUUUUACCGUCUGCGCAAGUACCCUCAGCAAAUCAGCGAAAACCUUCACUCCGCCCCAGCCUACAUUUCACCUGCUGUGGAGGCGUUCUAUGUUCGUGAUCCGAUCGCUCUGCGGCCACUGCGAGCGAAGGAUGCGUCCGGCCUUGUUUUCAAGCCGGACGACUUGGUCGACGUUAGUGUUCGGUUUACCCGUGUCGGAUAUGCGCAACUCAAAAGCCAAGAAUUUCCUGUGCCAAAUACCUGGGCGGGCAAGCUGCCCUCGACUGAGGACCGCAAAGCAUAUGAACGGGCGGAAGCGGGGAUGAAACUCGCGUGUGGAUUCGAGAUGCUGCUUCACGACCCCCAAAACCAAGAUAAGCCUGCAGUCAGGGAAAUGAAGUUCCUGCUCGAGGAUGUGGAGACAGGGGAUGAAACCCUUCCCACCGAUCAAGAAAUCCAAGAAACCUGGGACAAGCGAGACGACGAUGAAAAAUGGCUGGAUAUCAACUAUGAAGAUUUGGAGACAGAGCUCAAAGGAAGAGGCGGAGGAAAGGGAGAAGAUGCUGGCAAAUUCGGUGACUCCGGUGCCCAGGAGAAUCUUCAACGGAUCGUGGCUCGCUUUGAAGAGUUCCUGAAUGACAAUUCAGCGGGCUUCGAUGGUGCUGAUUUCAUUGAUGACUUCGAGUCGGAUUCUGACGUCGAAGAUGAUGAUGACGAGGAAGUCGACAGUGAAGGCGAGGAUAAGGACGCGUCAUUCAACGAAGAGGAAUUCUCCAGAAUGAUGAAAGAGAUGAUGGGCAUGCCCUCUGCACCCGAUUCCAUCCGCAAACGGGUGGAAGACCUCGACUCGGACGGGGAAGACGACACGGAGCAGAUCAAGGAGCUUUCCCGACGAAUGGAGGCAGAAUUGCAAGGGACGGGCGUGCUGGAUCUCAACCGGCGCCCACAGGAAUUGUUCUCUGACGGAGCAGGUGCAUCCAAGGGAAAGGCUGCCAACAUCUCCAAUGAAGACGAGGAGGAUGAGAACAUCAACAUCAACCUUGCUAAGAAUUUGCUGGAGAGUCUUCAGGGCCAAGCUGGAGCCUCUGGUCCGGCAGGCAAUAUGCUGUCAAUGAUGAACAUGCGCAUGCCCAAAUAUGAUCGCCCUUGA